Messenger RNA from Caenorhabditis elegans, 1221 nucleotides. The record is from the annotation of a RefSeq genome assembly. NCBI's taxonomy places the organism in Eukaryota, Metazoa, Nematoda, Chromadorea, Rhabditida, Rhabditidae.
AUGCUUUUUCGAUGGCUGCUGAUUUUGAACACAAAAUGGAAGAUCAUUUUCAUGGAGGGAUACGGAAAAAAUCCAGAUCUUUCGAGUAAGUCGAAGUUGAUCCAAUUGAAAAGCUGUGUCACGGGAAGAGCUCAAUCGUUAUUACGCGGACUCCAAAUCACCAGUGGCAACUACAAGGUUGCUUGGAAAAUUCUGGAUCAUAACUUUUUGAGCAAUGCUCGUCCACUGGAUGAGAUCGAGAAACGAUUCAGAAAAGCAAAGAUUGAUCAGCAUGAUUUUGAACAGAUGAAACUGGACAUUGGAAUCAUUACAUCUCUGGUGUAUGACAUGAAAAAUCGUGGACUGAACGUAGAUACUCCAUCGAUUUAUCAAUCGAUUAUUGGGAAAUUGCCAACUUCUAUUGCAGAAGACGUGCUCAUCAAAACUCAGAGCUCCAAGUUCCAUGGUGAAUUCCACAAGGUAGAAAGAUGGAUCGAUAGAAAGAUCAAUGCCAAAAUGGCUAUCAACGAGUAUCGAGACGAAAAGAAAGGUCAGAAGAAGUUGGACCUGGAAGAUGAGGCAAAUAAAGUCGAAGAAUGGACGGAUGGUGAUGAUACUUCAGAAGAUGGGUUUUGGAACGAGGCGAGUCGAGCUCGUCUCAUUAGAGACUUGUUCGUCAACAAAAUUCGUACUCCACGGGGAGCAAAUGAGCCAGCCGUGACGCCUGUUGGCAAGGAUUCCAAAAAAAAGCAGCAUCAAAAACUGAACCACCAAAAGAAAAUAUUUCGGGAAGAAGAAUUCAAUAUGAAAUUGAGCAACUCAGCCAGAAAAGAGAAUGCUCUAUCAAAAAUUGGAACCUAUAGUACUGAUACAGUUGAGAAUAGUGUUCACGGCAAGAGACGGCCAAAAAAUGUCAAAAUUGGAGUUGCUUAUCAUGACGUUGAUUUUGUCUCCAAAAAUAAAUUUGCUAUUGAGAUAAUUGUGACCAAGAAAGAUACUAUCCCAGAAAAGGCUACCGUGAACCGAGAUGUCCCUACGUGCCAUCUUUUUGGGGCCGGGAGUGUCGCGAACUCGGAGAAUAAGAAAUAUUCUUCUCUUCACGACUUUCAUAUUUGUAUCUUUUCCCGUUUAAUUCCACAAUUAUCUCUGUUAAAAGUCGUCAUCUGCAUCGCCUUCACACCACGAGACGCCCCGGGACCGUUUGAAUUGCCGCCAUCUACCGUACUCCACCUGCACAUCUAA